GAAAUAAACCGUGAGAAAAGACUCGUAUUCAUCUCUUUCCCUCUCUUCUCUCUUUAUACGAGAGAGAAAGGAACAAAGCAAGGCCCUCGCAUCGUAGUGCGCUUAACAGACCGCUCUCUCUCCCUGUUUCUUUUCUUUUCCAUCUUCCUCUUCUCCGGCGUCGUUCAAGGAUUCCCGGGAGCAGUGCGUAGCUAGCAGUUGCGAGUUCAGAAAUGGGGAAUGCGUGUUGUAUUGCUGCUCGUGACAAAAUGGUCCUCGUGCCUAAUUCUUCUUCAUCAGCUGCUGCUGCUGCUGAGAGGAGGCAUUCUCCUACUUGGAGUUUCCGCUGGGAUAAUAACAGAGGACGUGUUGCUGGUGAUGACUCCUCCUCUCUCACUUGCUUUUCUGAUGGUAUUUUCCGUACCGAUGGCUCUGAGAUCAAAUUUGAAUCUGCUUUUGUUUCAUCUCAAGCCUCUCCUUUGGACACCCUUCCGACACUCACACUGCAGAAAUCUCCCGCCUCAGAUCUAUCUUUCCCAAGAAAUUCUUCCAUGGAUACAGUCUUCGAGCGGAAAGAAAAUGAUUCAACACAAUCUAUGGCACCUUCAUAUCCAUCUCCUCCACAUUUGUCUCUUUCACAGACAUCUUCUCUCCCAGCAUCACCACUUUCGCCCCAGAGCUACUUGCACCCUGCAAGUUCGUCGACACUGAAACUGACACACCGCCCUCUUCUAUCAAAGCAAGUCACAGAUAGUCAGAUCUCUGGAAUGAACUCACUAAGUAGAAGCUCAGCAACUGAAGAGAGGCAGGGAACUCCUUUGACAUAUGAUUCAGCUCAGAGUGGACCAUCUGACAGUUGGUCACUGCAAGCCUUUUCUGAAAUGAUGUCCUCUUCUCGCAGCAACGAGCCUUUGUCUUAUGAUAACGACUACUUUGGGCUUGAUCGGGACAAGAUAGACCAUCAUGGCAACCGAAUGUCCAAUCGUCAUCAGCAAACCUGUGGUGCCUGCUCAAGAUCCUUGUCAGAGAAAUCCUUGUGGAGUAGCCAAAAGAUCUUCAUGACCAAUGAGCUCUCUGUGUCCGCAAUUCUAGCAUGUGGGCAUGUCUAUCAUGGUGAGUGUUUAGAGCAGAUGACGUCGGAAAUUGAUAAAUUCGACCCUUCAUGCCCAAUCUGUACAUUGGGUGAGAAGAAAACGGCGAAGCUGUCAGAGAAAGCGUUGAAAGUCGAGAUGGAUUUCAAAGCUAAGCACAACAAAAGACUCAGAAACCGAGUUUUGGACAGUGAUUUUGAUUGCGAAGAUUUUGUAAUGUUUGAUCACAGCCGCACGCCGGCAGCAGCAGCAGGCAAAAGCCCUGAACUGAUCUCGAGUUCUAGCCUCAAAAGUUAUUCUGUAAAGCCUUUCUUGGCUAGACAUUUCUCUAUUGGGUCCAGAGGUAACAGUAAAACCGGUAAAGAGAACCAUGGUGUAAAAAAGAAAGGCUUCUUCUGGACCAAAUCCAACAAAAUAUGAACUUGUCCUGCGUUGCUCUCUACUGUCUGAAGCAUAGAACUCGAAACACACGGACACGGUACCAUUUAAUUAAGACAGGCUAUUUGUUACACACCUUCCUCAUUGGCUUUUGUUUUAUUGGUAUUUGCUAAAUUUUCACACAUGUAAAGUCACAACUUAAGAAUACAAGGUUGGGGAUAAUCACAACAUUGGAACCUUACUCAUUAGUCUAUAAAUUAUUCUGGCUGUGCAUAGAUCAGAAUGGACUCAGGGCUCUGAAGACAAGUGAUUGGGUAUGGUUUGUAUUGUACCAGCUUCAUCUCAAUCAGACCUUUUUCUGUAGAUAUUGAUUUGUUUCUCCUUGUUUUUAUUGCUGCUUACUAUUUGUAUACUGUAUAGAAAGAUCAACAAGCUUUUGAGAUAUUAUGGUGAAUGACAAACAAAGAAAAGCUUAUAAUUUAUGGUUGUGAUAUACAUGUAAAAAUUUGUUCAAACACUAAUCGAGAU
Messenger RNA from Eruca vesicaria subsp. sativa (arugula), 1976 nucleotides. Lineage: Eukaryota; Viridiplantae; Streptophyta; Magnoliopsida; Brassicales; Brassicaceae. The record is from the annotation of a GenBank genome assembly.